Molecule: messenger RNA, 390 nt
Organism: Rotaria socialis
Lineage: Eukaryota; Metazoa; Rotifera; Eurotatoria; Philodinida; Philodinidae
Source: the annotation of a GenBank genome assembly
AUGGCUUCAGUACCACGACGAAUACUUCUGCCAAUUCAAGGUUUUGAGAAAAUGCCUCUUGUCUCACUUAUUCCAGAUGUCGAGCAAAUGGUUUGGAUUGCUGAACAAAAUUGUAAUGAAGCUAAGAAAUAUNUAACAGCUAAUAUUAAUAUUGAUAAUUUUCAGAGUGAAAAGAUUUUAAAUGAUCGAUCUGAUUUACCUGUUAAUGAUAACAAAAUUUCAGAUCAAGAAGAAUUAGUUAUUAUUGAUGAAGUUGAAACAGAAAUUAUACUGGAUUCAUCUAAUGAAAAUAGAGCACUUAUAUCAACAAUUAAAUUAGGAAUUUCAACUGAAUCAACUACAUGGUUUUGCGAAGAUUGCAUCGGCAUGCAUGAAGAAGAAGAACAAUAG